AUGCACUUCCUUCGCUCCCUCGUAGCGGGAACCUUUCUCGCUGCCGGUGUCUUUGCAGCCAAGAAGACCCCCGAAGAGCGGUUCAACGACUUCCACGCAAAGGCUCUCACCUCGUCCCCGAUCAAGCUUGCCGAUACUAGCUACAAGUCUUUGACUUCUGCUCCCCGCGAUUACACCGUUGCCGUUCUCCUGACAGCUCUCGAGAACCGAUUCGGCUGCCAGCUGUGCCGGGAGUUCCAGCCGGAAUGGGAUCUUCUGGGUAAGACCUGGACCAAGGGCGACAAGAAGGGCGACUCGCGCCUUCUCUUCGGUACUCUCGAUUUCUCUGAUGGCCGUGAGGUCUUCAUGUCGCUCGGCCUCCAAACCGCACCCGUCCUGCUCCUGUUCCAGCCCACCAUCGGCCCUCACGCUGUUGCUGCCGCCGAUCCUCUGCAAUAUGACUUUACCAGCGGACCUCAGUCUGCUGAGCAGGUCCAUGCCUGGCUGUCGAGACACCUUACUAACCGACCCCACCCUCCGGUGAAGCGCCCGAUCAACUGGAUGCGAUGGAUUUCUAGCAUCACCAUCGUCCUUGGUCUCGGCACUGUCCUCGUCACUGCCUCGCCUUACAUCCUGCCUGUCAUUCAGAAUCGCAACUUGUGGGCCGCCAUCAGUCUUAUUGCUAUUCUGCUAUUCACCAGUGGCCACAUGUUCAACCAUAUUCGCAAGGUUCCCUACGUGGCUGGAGAUGGCCGGGGUGGUAUCAGCUACUUUGCCGGUGGUUUCCAGAAUCAGUUCGGUCUGGAGACCCAGAUCGUUGCCGCUAUCUACGGUGUCUUGGCUUUCUGUGCCAUCUCUCUCACCGUCAAGGUGCCCCGCAUCGGCGACAACAAGAGACAGCAAGUUGCUGUUCUGGCUUGGGGUGGUGUCCUGUUCAUUAUGUACAGCUUCCUUCUCAGCGUCUUCCGCAUCAAGAACGGUGGCUACCCCUUCUCCCUGCCUCCUUUCAUGUAA
Molecule: messenger RNA, 993 nt
Organism: Colletotrichum godetiae
Lineage: Eukaryota; Fungi; Ascomycota; Sordariomycetes; Glomerellales; Glomerellaceae
Product: OST3/OST6 family protein
Exons: 4
Coding region: 1-993 (330 amino acids)
Cellular component (GO): oligosaccharyltransferase complex
Source: RefSeq, a predicted model, not a curated record